Molecule: messenger RNA, 1002 nt
Organism: Zygotorulaspora mrakii
Lineage: Eukaryota; Fungi; Ascomycota; Saccharomycetes; Saccharomycetales; Saccharomycetaceae
Product: transaldolase
Exons: 1
Coding region: 1-1002 (333 amino acids)
Biological process (GO): carbohydrate metabolic process; pentose-phosphate shunt, non-oxidative branch; pentose-phosphate shunt
Cellular component (GO): cytoplasm; intracellular anatomical structure
Molecular function (GO): transaldolase activity
Source: RefSeq, a predicted model, not a curated record
AUGUCUGAGCCAGCACAAAAAAAGCAAAAACUAUCGUCCCUUGACCAAUUGAAGGCAACCGGUACGGUUGUUGUGGCAGACACAGGUGAUUUUGAAUCUAUCGCCAAGUUCCAACCACAGGACUCAACCACCAAUCCUUCUUUGAUUUUGGCCGCUGCUAAGAAAGAAGGCUACUCCAAGUUGAUUGACGUUGCAGUCGCUUACGGUAAGAAGACCGGUAAGACUACCGAACAGAAGGUUGAAAAUGCAGUUGACAGACUAUUGGUGGAGUUCGGUAAAGAGAUUUUGAAGAUCGUUCCAGGCAGAGUCUCCACCGAGGUUGAUGCCAGACUAUCCUUCGACACAGAUGCCACCGUCAAGAAAGCUCUCCACAUCAUAGACCUGUACAAGUCGGUCGGUGUUGACAAGGAAAGAGUGUUGAUCAAGAUUGCUUCCACUUGGGAGGGUAUCAAGGCAGCAGAAGAGUUGGAAAAGGAACACGGCAUUCACGUCAACUUGACCUUGCUAUUUUCCUUCCCACAAGCUGUUGCGGCUGCAGAAGCAGGUGUCACUUUGAUCUCUCCAUUUGUCGGCAGAAUCAUGGACUUCUACAAGGCCAAGACCGGUAAGACUUACUCUGGUGAAGAGGAUCCAGGUGUUAUCUCUGUUACCAGAAUUUUCAACUACUACAAGAAAUACGGCUACAAAACUAUCGUCAUGGGUGCCUCUUUCAGAAACACUGGUGAAAUCAAGUCUUUGGCCGGCGUUGACUUUUUGACUAUUUCUCCAGGUUUAUUGGACGAGUUGUACAACAGUACCGACGCCGUUCCAAAAGUCUUGGAUGCUGAAUCCGCUAAGGAAGAAGGAGAAGACAAAGUAUCCUUCAUUACAGAUGAACCAACUUUCAGAUACGAAUUAAAUGAUGACGAAAUGGCAACAGAAAAAUUAGGUGAUGGUAUCAGAAAGUUCUCCGCUGAUAUCGUUACUUUAUUCGACUUGAUUGAGAAGAAGGUAACUGCUUAA